UCGUAGCCAUUUGGGUGGUUGAAUUAACAUAGGGUUCCAUUCAAAUAUGUGGAUUUUUGUGUUCCGUGUGCAUUUUUUGUUGUGGAGAAUAUAACAUGAGAAAACGAUAGUGGACAAAGGGCUAAAGGGUAGAACGAUGUGGAACGCGCAGAUGUCGCAACGCUCGUAUCAGCGCACGUCAAGGUGAUGCGGAAGCCACGCAGGCCAAGCCUAGCAUGUAACUCCAGAGAUGACACGCGGAUGCGAAUCAGCGGUGCUCCUUCGCUGGUGAAUGACGGCCCUGCAAUGCGCUAUGAUUUGGACGAUCUUGCGGGUGAAAUUUGCUUGCUGGACUGGGGAGAUGGGUUGCCCUCAGCCUCGAGUGAAACACUCCCUUUCUAUGCAGUUCAACCGAUGAUGCAGAGCAAGUUGAAGGUGGUCUCCGUGAACGACAAGCCGUUCUCGUCUAUGGCGCAGCUUUUCGUUCCUCUUGAAGAAAAUCCUUUGGUGUUGCCGCUUCCAAAGACGCUUCCUGAUCCCGUUGGAAACGACAUCAAAGAGAUCCCGCAAGCUCUCAAGAACAUCCAGACAGAUUGGCGCAUGGGAGAAGGCCAGAACCGCGCUUCGGCCAUGUCAUUGAGUAGAGCCCUUCUUGCAAGAUUGCGUGAGAAGAUGAGUGGGCAAAGCGCGCCAGAUGGCAUUGACCUUCUCGUCACAGGCUGUGAGGUGAGCUUGUGGCUUGGUGAACAGUUUGCCACAGACUUGGCGCAUUGCUUCAAGCAUUUGAACGUGAGGACCGUCUCUGCCAACAAACUGCUGGGGCUUAGUGGUCAGCAGUUCUCGAUGUGCCAGACGGGGCAUGACCUCUCCGACAAUUGGGAUCUUCACGAUUGCGUGGUGCUCAUCAUCAGUCAUUCAGGGGGCACUUUUGCAUCAUUGGCAGUGUCCAAACUGCUCCAAGCCGUGACCAAGAGGAUUUUUGUGGUGACUUCCGAGUGGGAUACACAGAUUGGUAAGCAGCUUCGCGCGCUUGGGACCUACAGCCAUGUCUUCAGCACAAACAUCUCGCUGCGCCCCGCUGAGCCUUGCUCCGUCUCCGUCGCCGCGACACAGCAGCUGCUGACACAGAUCCUGAUGUACUUGGCCUUCCGCAUUUUGUCUGAUGAUGUGAAAGACAGCGCUGGACCAGUGAUCACUCGGACAGAUUUGGCCGAAUUGGAGCAUGUGAAUCGGACCAACAUCGAGGCGUUGCAGGAGAUCGUCGGGUACCACAAGUCGAUGUCAAAGACUGAGCGAGAGCUUCGCAGGAGAGGCCGAGCGUGGGCGCAGCAUGUGCUUGAGACGCCACGAGCUUGGAUCUUGUGCGCUGCGUACGUGGCGGUCACGGUGACCUGUGGGAUACCACCUAUCACAGCCAUUACUACGCAAGCUGGGCUCUAUGAGAAAGUCCCGCAGGAAUUGCUUUAUGUCGCCAGAGCUUUAGAUGCUGCGAUCUACAUCUUCCUGCCGCAGAUCAUGAUUUUUUGCAUCCGGUUGCUGCAGUGUCGACCAUUGCUCCACAGGAUGACCGGGCGGACAGUGGUGAUUGGAGAUGUGCCUUGGGUGGCUCAAUGUGUUGAAGCAUUCUUGUCAAAGCUCGUUGCGUGCACCUACUCGGCCACGGCGCUCGCCGUUUUCUCAGCCAACCCUGCGGACCACUUGGUGCAUCGAAUGACCCAUCGUGUUGUUCGAGGUAGCCUGUUGGCUUGUGGUCGACCUGAUGGACGUCUAGUGGCUUUGACCAGCGCUGAGCAAUCGGUGUGCUUGUCGGUGAACCAGGCCAGCAGCAUCCAGUCAUUGGGAGUGACUUGCGAGAGCAUCACUAUUGGACACAAUCCUCACAAGCUGCCUCUCACAGCUCAUCAUGUCUGCUUGCAAGGCUCAAGGCCACAGUUCUUGUGUGAGCAUUUAUUGCCACCAGGUGUGCAAAGUGCUACAGCUUUGCAAGGCUGUUUUGGCAAUUUGGCUGAUUCAGUCGAGUCCAACGACUUGUGGGCCAAGCUGCGAGAGGAUUUGAGCAACACCAGCAAGAAGAGGAUAGCAAGCUCUUCGGUUGAGACAAUGCUGGCGAGUUUACAAAAAGACAGCGACGGGCAAGUCUCCUUCAAGGACUUCGAACGCGGUUUCAAGGAGUUUAUGCCUACUCACCAUCUUGACCGGAAGGAUCUCAAAGCAGUUUUUGAUCGCUUUGACCAAAACUACAAUGGCGCAUUGAGUCCAUCAGAAUGUAAAGCCAUUUUGCAGCUGGAUUCUGUGAGCUUGAUGUCAUAUGCCCAGCUGGCUCGUAACACUUCGCCUUCUUCCAUGGACCACUUCAACAUUCAGGAAUCGACUGAGCGCAUCUUCGGUGCUCGGCUCAUCAACUCUGACAUGUCUGCCAAGGAUCAGUUCAAGAUGACCGAGUCCCAGCGUUUAUCCAUGAUGCUCUAUGAGAGUAGAAUUGCCUCCUUACAACGCGCUGUAGCCUUCUUCGUGAUGUUUCACCAGAUGGGAAAGACGAUUGCUGAGUUUUGGCCAUGGGUGAGUUUUGGGAUCCUGCGCUAUCGCAUGGAUCGCACUCAUUCCAUCAUGCGGAUAGCCACAACUGCAUCCCCAGUCUCGGGUGCCAACGUGCGCGAGAAGAUGGUGGACUUGGAGACAAAGAAAAGCCUUGUCCGGGUGAAGGGCCUCCUGUCCAAAAUGAUCGCGCUUUGGCGACAGCAGCAAGUGUACAGUUCCGCUGAGUUUUAGAUCGUGUAAAUCAGUGUAGAUGCCGCGCAAGCUCAAAUUUCUGGAUUUGUGCUCGGCAUGUGUGUUGG
Molecule: messenger RNA, 2816 nt
Organism: Durusdinium trenchii
Lineage: Eukaryota; Dinophyceae; Suessiales; Symbiodiniaceae
Source: the annotation of a GenBank genome assembly